Messenger RNA from Puntigrus tetrazona (Sumatra barb), 1248 nucleotides. RefSeq names its product RAN binding protein 3a (gene ranbp3a). The record is from RefSeq and is a predicted model, not a curated record. Gene Ontology annotation, biological process: protein export from nucleus. Lineage: Eukaryota; Metazoa; Chordata; Actinopteri; Cypriniformes; Cyprinidae. Gene Ontology annotation, cellular component: cytoplasm; nuclear pore. Gene Ontology annotation, molecular function: GTPase activator activity.
AUGGCGGAUGAGAACGAGCAGCGCUUCACUCCUUACUGCGUGACUCCAGUCCUGGCUCUAAAACACUGCUUCUGUCCUCAGAGGUCAGCAGAAGGAUCCAGCACGGAGGAUGGAGAAGACUCUGAUACGGCAGAUGGAAAUUACAGCCCUGCAGCCAAAAGAGGAAGAACGUCUUCGUUUACGCAAUUUCCACCAACUCAUUCCGUUUCUAAGAAUAAUGUUUUCAUGCCAUCCAAUUUCUGCCAGUCACCAAACGAAAACUCUGACUCAGAACCUGAAGAGAAAACUGUGGGGUUUCGCCUGAAACCCCCGACUCUGAUCCAUGGCCAGGCUCCGAGCGCUGGUGUCCCCAGCCCGAAACCCAAAGAAGCCCAGCGCAGCAUCCUGCGACCUCCAGUGCUGCAGCCCCCUCCGACUCGAUCCCCCCCUCAGAACCGUGAACACGAGCAACAGCGUUCAAACGGAGCAAAGAACCUCUCCGACGGAGGAGUCGAAUGUGAACGUCACUCCGAGGCUUCUGCUGCUUGCACUCGUGAUGAUGAUGAUGAUGAUGAUGAUGAUGAUGAUGAUCGGAAAAACUGAAGGCGCCCGAUUGAGAGCAGUUUUGUGUUUGGGCAGAAUAUGAGGGGACAGAGCAAAGGUUCGGUGGAAAACAGCGGCGUCUCCUCCAAAAGUGGCGAUUCAGAGGAAACAAAUUACUUUUUGCAGUAUAUCACUUCUAGUGCGCAAAAACCUGACAGCAGCAAUGCCAACAGCGUGAAGUUUGUCUUUGGGCAGAACAUGUUGGAUCGCGUCUUGGCAAUGCCAAAAUUCAGCACUGAACCUCCAGGGGGCAGCAAAGAGCCUCAGUCAGAGAUGGGCCUGUUCGGCCAGAUUUCCUCCUCGCAUGAUCAAACCGUGGAGAAGAGUAUGUGUUUUUUGGAGUCCCUGGAGGAGUGCUGCGGCGCGCGACACGAAGCACACAAACCACAGAAGUGUUUAUUAGAGCGAGUGGAGGUCAGGACGGGAGAAGAGUCUGAGAGCAAUGUUCUGCAGAUGCAGUGCAAGCUGUUUGUGUUUGAGAUGACGUCUCAGUCGGGGGUGGAGAGAGAUGUGGAGUGCUCGCUCAAUGACAUGGCGUCCGCUGAUGACGGCACCUUACAGUCCAGACUGGUCAUGCGGACUCAGGGAAGUCUUCGAGUGAUCCUCAACACCAAGCUUUGGCCUCAGAUGCAAGUGGAUAAAGCCAGUGAAAGAGUCUCAGAAUAA